Messenger RNA from Cebus imitator (Panamanian white-faced capuchin), 958 nucleotides. Its product is annotated as zinc finger protein 714-like. The coding region runs from base 11 to 898 and encodes 295 amino acids. Gene Ontology annotation, molecular function: DNA-binding transcription factor activity, RNA polymerase II-specific; RNA polymerase II cis-regulatory region sequence-specific DNA binding. The transcript has a single exon. Gene Ontology annotation, cellular component: nucleus. Gene Ontology annotation, biological process: central nervous system development; regulation of transcription by RNA polymerase II. The record is from RefSeq and is a predicted model, not a curated record. NCBI's taxonomy places the organism in Eukaryota, Metazoa, Chordata, Mammalia, Primates, Cebidae.
CAAAGUCUUUAUGCGGUUCUCAGCCCUUUCUACACACAAGAGAAUCCAUACUGGAGAGAAACCUUUCAAAUGUGAAGAAUGUGGCAAAGCUUUUAAGCACUCCUCAACCCUUACUACACAUAAGAUGAUUCAUACUGGAGAGAAACCCUACAGAUGUGAAGAAUGUGGCAAAGCCUUCAACACAUCCUCACACCUUACUGCACAUAAGAUAAUUCAUACUGGAGAGAAACCCUACAAAUGUGAAGAAUGUGGCAAAGCUUUUAACCAUUCUUCAUCUCUUACUACACAUAAGUUCAUUCAUGCCGGAGAAAAACCCUACAAAUGUGAAGAAUGUGACAAAGCUUUUUAUCGAUUCUCAUUCCUUACCAAACAUAAGAUAAUUCAUACUGGAGAGAAAUUCUACAAAUGUGAAGAAUGUGGCAAAGGCUUUUACUGGUUUUCAACCCUUACUAAACAUAAGAGAAUUCAUACUGGAGAGAAACCCUACAAAUGUGAAGAAUGUGGCAAGGCCUUUAAUGUGUCUUCAAAUCUUACUACACAUAAGAUGAUUCAUACUGGAAAGAAACCCUACAAAUGUGAAGAAUGUGGCAAAGCCUUUAACUACUCCUCAAAACUUACCAAACAUAAGAUAAUUCAUACUGGAGAGAAACCUUACAAAUGUGAAGAAUGUGGCAAAGCUUUUAACCAAUCCUCAAACCUUACUACACAUAAGAUAAUUCAUACUGGAGAGAAGUCUUACAAAUGUGAAGAAUGUGGCAAAGCUUUUACCCAUUCCUCACACCUUACUUCACACAGGAGAAUUCACACUGGAGAGAAACCCUACAAAUGUGAAGAAUGUGGCAAAGCUUUUAACCAAUCCUCAAAUCUUAGUAAACAUAAGAUAAUUCAUAUUGGAUAGAAGUCUUACAAAUCUGAAGAAUGUGAUAAAGCCUUUAACCAAACCUCAACUCUUACUAAA